Molecule: messenger RNA, 6203 nt
Organism: Ostrea edulis (European flat oyster)
Lineage: Eukaryota; Metazoa; Mollusca; Bivalvia; Ostreida; Ostreidae
Product: transient receptor potential cation channel subfamily M member 2-like
Exons: 22
Coding region: 197-3208 (1003 amino acids)
Biological process (GO): calcium ion transmembrane transport
Cellular component (GO): membrane
Molecular function (GO): ligand-gated calcium channel activity
Source: RefSeq, a predicted model, not a curated record
AACCAAAACCACGUAUAUGCAUUGCAGAGAUAAAGCGUGUUGUCCACACAAGCUUCUCAUCCCACAAGAGCACGCUACAAUUCAUUUCAAGGUGAAAAUUUUCAUGUUUCAAGAAGGGAACGUUUUGAACAGGACACGACGUGAAGAGUCCUAGAGGUGAACUGCGAAGAGAAAAACAACAACCCAAAACUAAAAGAUGUCGGACGUGAAAAGGUCUUGGAAUAGAAUUAAAGAAAAUGUUGAUAGUACCCCGACCAUGGUGUUUUCCGUCAUUGGUGAUUCAGACAGCUUUGUCCCUAGACCCUGGGCCAAAACAGUAUUCCAGACAGCACUGAUUGAGGCGGCUAAAAGUGGAGGGGAGUCUUGGAUAUUGUACCGAAGUCAUGACGAUGGAGUCUCCGGUAUGAUACGAGAUGCUUAUAUCAAUUAUGAGGUCAUGGAAUUUGGUGGCAAAUCUGAUACGAAGGAUGCUCCUAAUACUACAAACAUCAAGCCACCAAUCAAUGACGUUGAGCGGCAUGUGAAACUCAUCAGGAUUGCGGGGAAUCAGAUGACUGAAUAUAUAUCGCCACUGGAAUUCAGUGAAGCUGAGGGCGAAGGAGACGAUUUUUUGUUGAAGUUUGAAAAGUUUGUCUCUGAACAAGACGUCUUAUUCUUCAGUGAAUACACGGAUUUCAGAAUGCCAGUUCCAAUUGCUAUCAUUGUAUGUGAAGGCGAUAUUCAAACCAUUGCACACGUAUCUGCGGCACUGGAAAAGAAGCUUACGGUGAUUAUUAUUAAAGGCUCAGGAAAAGCAGCAGAUUUGAUAUUGGACUUCCUUGAAAAUCCAGAACUGCUGAGAAAGAAAGCAAGCCUGUUGUUUGGGAUACGCUUUGACGACAACAACUACAACAAAUUGACGAUGUAUCUAGAGACGAUCAAAACAAAAGAAGAUUUGAUUGGUGUUUUUGAUGUGGAUACUGACGAUCCAUUUAUGCUGUCAAACAUUGUUGGUGAAGCUAUUGUCAGUUGCUGGGCCAUGAAGAAAAUAUUGACGGAAAAAUAUAAUGGAAGCUCAUCAAAAGAAAACCAACCUGAGGCAACUUUAGAUUAUGAAACCUCUCGAAAUGGGGAUCGACCCAAGAGAGCAUUUCCAGAUUCUAACGUGAAUGGUCUUGCAAUUACUGGUUCCUCAUUGGCCUGUAAAGUAUUAAAGAGAAAUUCGGUGACACCCGAAAAAAUUGCACCAGAUCAGCUGUUGGAGGUCUACAAGGAGUCUAGAGCUUAUGUACUGAACCCCAAGUACGCUUCUCCUACGGCACUUCCGCUUUACUUUUACUUUAGAUAUCAGGUUCUUCAGGAAUCGGGAUUACUAAAGGAUAGAGGCCACAUUCUGCUUUUUGAAGCACUGAGAGCUAACCGUUGUGACUAUGUAAGAGUUUUAUUGGAUCAUGGAGUGAAGUUUCAACUUUCUAACUUACAAGAGUUAUACAAGCAGACUGUGUCUUGUAAAGGUUGUAAGACAAACGAUGACUGUCUCCACAUGCAGUGGAUAUUAAAGCAAAUCCAAGAGAAAUACACCAAACAAUUAUGUCUGCAAGACAAAUCCACGACGCAUGAAGUCCUAGAGGCAGCAGAAGGUUUAUGUCAAAGAAUCUUGAGAUAUAAAGGCAAGAAAGACAAGGAAAACAGAUCAAAAUAUGAAGACAUUUUCCAUCUCUUGCUUUGGGCGAUAUUUGCCAACAGAAAAGAGAUAGCCGAGAUUUGCUGGCUUCGAAGCGAAAAUCAUCUAUUGACCGGUUUAGUAUCUUCAGCCGUGUUACGGAAGUUAGCUAAUAAGGCAAAUAAUGUGAAAGAACAAAUCCUAUCAAGCGAGUUGGAGGAACAUUCAAAAUUAUUUGAACAACGCUGUCUUGCAAUCAUGGACCGCAUGUACGAAGAGAACACAAAACACACCAUCGAUCUGAUGGACGACGAGGCUGUGGUCUGGGGAAUAGAAUCCAGUCCUUUGACCUUUGCAUAUGAAAACUUCAUGUAUGACGUAGUGGCGCACACGUGUUCUCAGAAGAAUAUGAAUAAACAGUGGUACAACAAUCAAGCCCCGGACCUAGUGCCAUUCUUAAAAUCCGUGUUCAGCAAACCUAACAAGUUCUUUACAGCACCACUGACGAAAUACGUUUACAACUAUAUGAUGUUCUUUUCUAUGUUGGUGAUGUACAGCGCCUUUGUACUUACCAGCAUAAGUACUGAGUAUUACGUCCAGGACAUCGCCAGGGUCUUUGAAUACUAUGUGUAUUUUUGGGGUGUGGGCGAUUUUAUUGAGGAACUUAUCAGUUGUUUUGGAUGCCUAGAAGCAAAGGGUCGUUCACAUCGCAGUUAUUACUCCCGGAUGAAGAGAUACCUGUAUGACUUCUGGAAUGUUGUGGAUCUUUUGUCGUAUGCAAUACUGAUUGCUGCGUUGUUCGUGCGUCACAUGUACCCCUCUGAUACUUUUACCAUCGCCAGGAGAAUGUUUUCCUUAUCCCUGCUUGUCAUGUAUCUGAGGUUUCUGGAAGUAUUUCUCAUCCACAGACGGCUGGGACCUACCCUAAUUAUGAUCAAGGAAAUGUUGAAGGAUUUAUUUGGUUUCCUGUUCGUGGCAGUCUUUAUUGUGAUAGGAGUUGGGAUUUACUUCCACGCGAACCUCUGGCCGGAUCAUCAGGACAUGUGGGAUGCUGACUGGACGCAGUGGAGAAUUUGGAAAAUCAUCUAUUUCCCUUACUUUCAACUUUAUGGGGAACUAUUCAAUAAUUUUUUGGAAGGCAAAGAACUAUCAGACUGUUCUCACAAUACUUCGGUGUUGCAGUCCGACUCUUCCAUUGAACGUUGUCCUCAAGAAGACUGGACAGUGUUGGGCGUGUCAGCAUUGUACAUGUUAUUCUCUAAUCUUCUCUUGGUCAACCUCGUUAUUGCCAUGUUCAGCUAUACAUUUGAAAGGGUUCAAGAAAAUUCCGAAAAAUUGUGGAGAUUUGAGAGGUAUACCGUCAUCAAUGAUUAUGAAUGGAGGAUUCCUUCUCCUAUCAACCUUGUAUUCCUUCCGUAUCGUUUUUGUUGCUGCCCAGGUCGGGAGGGAUGCUGCCUUGACAAGUGUACAAAGGAAUCAGAGGAACGAAACAUUAAAGAAGAAAACAAGGAAUUUCGGAGGGACUUUCAAAGGAUAACAGCAUUCAGAAUACGUGAUAAACUGUAGCGAGGAAGUGGAUCGUUGUUAUGGUUAAAGACGUUUGGUUUAACAUUUGAAUUAGGACAUGUAUCUUGAGUGUGUACAUUUUCAUCACAUUCACGAUACAAUAUGUGGGUAUAUUAAUUCCAUUUAUGUACAUUAUAACACAGUCUUUAAUCUCUGUCAUACACAAAAAGGUGGAGGUAUUAACCUUUUAAAGCUAGUUUGAGUGUUUACAUGAUAACAGAUGACAGCAAAUAUGCACUCCGGUAUGACGUAAUUCCAUGGGUUUUAUAAAUAGAUCACACAUGUACUUCGAUAUAAACACUACCCGGGGGUUUAACAUUGAUCUUGUUGGCGGUGAUAACAGUCAAAUACCCUGUAUUUAUUAAAAGGUGCUACAAGAAUCCUACUGCUUUCAGUAACAAAUAGUUAUCGAACAUUUAAAUACACCUCAAAAUUUUACACAUACGUUCUAGAAUUUUCUUAACAGACAAUGCUGGCAGCAAUUGUCAUGUAGGUUAUUUAACUACCAUUCAUCUAGGGUAUAAAAUGUCCCAAAAUAUGUGGUGUAGUGCUAUAGUUUUGCAAUUCUAUGUCACUGUAUGACAGAGGAAAUUCUAAUUCAAAUGAAAAAAAAAAUAUUUUGAGUAAAAGUUUUCAUGAAUGAAAUCAACACAUCUUUUAUGAUAUCAAUUUAUUCUCAAUGUUUUACAUUUAUAAUCCACAGCAUGUAUUUCAGAUACUUCGAUGUUGUCUAUAUUUCUAUAGCACAGUUAACAGAUAUUUUACAUGUGUUAUCGCCACUGGAUGUAUAGUUAUAACGUCAUCAGUCAUACAAAUACGAAGGUCAUUCAAAAAAUAUCUAGACAUGCCACAAACUUUUUUACAUCCAAAAUUGGUAGACAUAAUUAGACAAUAAAUAGUUCUAAUUAUUUGACAAAAUCAGAUAUGUUACGAUAUGUUUAAAAUACUCCAAAAAUAAAUCCGAAAAAUGAGUUCACGGCGCAUGGUGGAAUUUUGUUAUUCACAAAAUGCAUCAUAUGAUGUUAAUUGUCAAAACUCUCAAAAAUGGCACAGUGUACUAAAACAGAAAUUGUUUUACCACAUCUUGUAGAGAAUUAUUACAUCAUUUUAUAAGUAAAGUUUUAACGUAAUACGUCAAGGUGUUUAAUGGAAAUCGAUUACAGAGAGCAGGUAUUUCUCUUUCGUGAUGGUGAAAAAAUGACGUCACGGGAAAUCAUGGAGCAGUAAAUGGUCCUAAAAUUUUGUGUCGAACUCCGGAAAUGUUCAGUAGAAACUGUUAAGAUGCUGGUAGAAGACGGAUGAAAUGACAAUAUUUAGUCGUACUUUAGUGUAUAAAUGAGAUUAACGACUUUCCUGUGGUAGGGACUCUAUAAUUGUUCGUUAUCGCUACACUUCAUUCUAUGCCAAACGCCCUGGAACAAAACAAAGAACUUGUCAAAAGAAUACAUAACGUUAUGGAAAAUGAUGGCCGCGUCACUGUCGCGGACUUAUCAGAUAUCUCUGAUGUUCGCCCCAGCGCCGUCUUCCCUAUUCUUGCUGAACAUUUGGAAAUGAGAAGAGUUACAGCCUGCUAGAUAUCUAGGCGAUAAAGCAAGAAAGCGCUACAGGUUGUGUGUGAAAUGUAGAGUAGAAUAUUUUGAGAAACUGUAGAACGCGGGGUGCAACGUGGCGAAAUUACAUACUGGUGUUUUUUAGAGAGAUAUUGUGUACAUAAUUAUUGAAUGACCCUCGUACACAUUACAUGACAACAGUGUAGUACCUCGCACUUCUUCCGAUCUUAGUACCUGCAUAGCUUAUUUCAUGUAUGAAUAAAAUUUCUAUGAACACAAAAGUUGGAUGUGAAUAGAUAUACAGUGUUAUAUUGAAGUCAAUUAUGACAUCACAUUGUUUUGUGUCAAGAUCUAAGGUACCAGCGUAGCGUGUUAACCCCGUGUUACUGACAAAGCACUAUGAGCAAAGCUAAAAAUCUAGAGCUCUGAAAUGUUAUAUAAUUUCCAAUUUAUUGAGUGAUUUAUCCUGUUUUUAAUUAUCAACGAAUCUUUUUUACUGAUAUAUUUUUAAUAGUAUUGUUUUUCAACAUUUUACUUACUGCUGUACUGUCUGGUGUGACGUACAAAAUCAACUAUAUUUAGAAGAAAAAAUCAAGCUGCAAAAGAGGGCAGCAAGAAUACUUUUAAAUAUUCGAUAUAUCAGGACCUCUUCUGGCUUUUUAUUUUCGUGUUUGAACCGGAUGUCAAUUGGGUAUUGUUCUAUGUUUAGAAAGGUUGUCUUUCUGUUCAAGUUUUAAAUAAUCAAAUGCCAAAUUACCUAAACGUGUUUAAAUAUACAAGAUAUGUGAGUUGCCACCAUACCAGGUCGAAUAGUUAUAUGUCUAAUUUAUCAUAUUUCCCAAGAUCUAAAACUGAAAAGUUUAAACGUUCAUACAGCUACUAUUCUGUAUUCCUUUGGAACAAACUGUCUCAAAAUGUUGGAAACUCUAGUUCGGUUGGCAUUUUUAAAGCUAUCUAUUUGAUGGAAUAUUUUCAUAGAAGUAGCACUUAAACAUUGUACUUUCCUCUUUUUGUUCCGGUGUGUCAAAUGUAGUUGUGAUAUGGCACUGUGUGCGCGUGUGUCUAAUGCUAUUUUUUCUACUUUCCUUUUAUGUCAUGUAUUCAUAUUUAGGUAAUAAUUCUAUCAUUAAGUAGGUAUGUUUUAUACUAUAUUUUUUCUCCUUUUCCUUUUAUAUCGUAUUCAUGUUUAGCUACUAAUUUUAGAUGUUAAUUUUAUGUUUGUGUAUAUGUUUUAAUGCAGUACCACAAUGGAAAUUACCUAUAUGCUAAUGUGUGUAAUCCUGGAUAAAUAAAGGAUAUUACAUGUAUUACUAUUGAAAGUUGUGGUAAACUUCUUCCACUUCUUUUCCAUUUCUUGAGGUCCAAUGUAUAUGUAUAAUGAAACAUGCUUUGAAGUUUGAACUCAUAACCAAGGAUAUUGCUUAAUAAAAAAAAAUACAUCUAUA